ACCAUGAUACUUUCUGUUUUGUCGAGCCCUGCUUUGGUCUCUGGUUUGAUGGUUGUACGUGCUAAAAAUCCGGUACAUUCCGUUUUGUUUCCCAUCCUAGUCUUUUGCGACACUUCUAGUUUACUUAUUUUGUUAGGUCUCGACUUCUCCGCUAUGAUCUCCCCAGUAGUUCAUAUAGGAGCUAUUGCCGUUUCAUUCCUAUUCGUGGUUAUGAUGUUCAAUAUUCAAAUAGCGGAGAUUCAAGAAGAAGUAUUGCGCUAUUUACCAGUGAGUGGUAUUAUUGGACUGAUCUUUUGGUGGGAAAUGUUCUUCAUUUUAGAUAAUGAAACCAUUCCAUUACUACCAACCCAUAGAAAUACGACCUCUCUGAGAUAUACGGUUUAUGCCGGAAAGGUACGAAGUUGGACUAAUUUGGAAACAUUGGGCAAUUUACUUUAUACCUACUAUUCCGUCUGGUUUUUGGUUUCUAGUCUGAUUUUAUUAGUUGCUAUGAUUGGGGCUAUAGUACUUACUAUGCAUAGGACUACAAAGGUGAAAAGACAAGAUGUAUUCCGAUGA
Triticum dicoccoides is the source of this 558-nucleotide messenger RNA. RefSeq names its product NADH-ubiquinone oxidoreductase chain 6-like. Gene Ontology annotation, molecular function: NADH dehydrogenase (ubiquinone) activity. Lineage: Eukaryota; Viridiplantae; Streptophyta; Magnoliopsida; Poales; Poaceae. The coding region runs from base 4 to 558 and encodes 184 amino acids. The record is from RefSeq and is a predicted model, not a curated record. The transcript has a single exon.